GAGGAAGAAUCUCGUACUCGCCCGAAAUGGCAAGAACCAAGCAGACCGCCCGUAAAUCCACCGGAGGCAAAGCCCCCAGGAAGCAGCUGGCCACCAAGGCUGCCCGUAAGAGCGCCCCGGCCACCGGCGGAGUCAAGAAGCCUCACCGUUACAGGCCCGGUACCGUGGCUCUCAGAGAGAUCCGCCGCUACCAGAAGUCCACCGAGCUGCUCAUCCGCAAGCUGCCCUUCCAGCGCCUGGUCCGGGAGAUCGCUCAGGACUUCAAGACCGACCUGCGCUUCCAGAGCUCCGCCGUCAUGGCUCUGCAGGAGGCCAGCGAGGCUUACCUGGUCGGCCUCUUCGAGGACACCAACCUGUGCGCCAUCCACGCCAAGAGGGUCACCAUCAUGCCCAAAGACAUCCAGCUGGCCCGCCGCAUCCGCGGGGAGAGGGCUUAAACCCGCCUGACUACACUCCAAACACAACGGCUCUUUUAAGAGCCACACACCUGUUUCAUAAGAGCUCUGUCCUUUCAACAAUAUACAUAAUACUCACCAAAUAUAUAAUUAAUCAAACUCAUUUAUAUGGUUUAUCAAAUAUGGUGAACCUUUACAUGUGGAGCAUAACUGAUCCUGAAUCAGUUCAGGAAAAAAAAGUAUCAAACACAUUUUUCCAGCCAGUUUUGUAAAGUUGUUGAAUAAAAUUAAUUACUGUCUUCAGACCAUAAACAAACUGAGCCUGUGAACACUCGCUCCAGAAGCACAGAGUUACAUUAACCUAUAUGUGGCUUAGAGACAUGUAUAGAUGCAGUAAUAUGAUUACACUAAAUCUGUUAAUAGUUGAAAGACAACCUUCCAACAUUAUCCCAGGCUUGGCAACGUCAUCAUAAAGAUAUCCCCGAAGUUUUUGUUCACAACAUGAAAUAUAUUAUACAAACAAGUGCAGCUACUUCAGAAUUAAUAUUCAUUA
This is a messenger RNA of Seriola aureovittata, 948 nucleotides long. RefSeq names its product histone H3. Gene Ontology annotation, molecular function: DNA binding; protein heterodimerization activity; structural constituent of chromatin. NCBI's taxonomy places the organism in Eukaryota, Metazoa, Chordata, Actinopteri, Carangiformes, Carangidae. Bases 27 to 437 code for a protein of 136 amino acids. The record is from RefSeq and is a predicted model, not a curated record. The transcript has a single exon. Gene Ontology annotation, cellular component: nucleosome.